UUCCCCCAGAUCUCAUAUAAAAAGACCAGUGAGAACCUGGCUGCAGUUUUUCUUGUCGGAAGGUACCAGAGCGAUAGCGUCCUUGUCUCACUUCAUAAUGGAUUGGAUCAAGCUGUUCUUCCUCCACCCUGUAUCGUUUUAUCAAGGGGCUGCUUUUCCUUUUGCACUUCUGUUUAAUUAUCUCUGCCUCUGGGAUUCAUUUUCUACUCAGGCCAGGUACCUUUUCCUCCUGGCUGGAGGAGGCGUGCUGGCCUUGGCUGCCAUGGGUGUCUAUGCUGUGCUUAUCUUCAUCCCUGCGGUCUGCGCCGUGGUUCUGGUCUCCUCGCUUGGCCCACAGGAUGUCCACAGGUGGACUUUCUUCUUUCAGAUGAGCUGGCAGACCCUGUGUCACCUGGGUCUGCACUAUACUGAGUACUAUUUGCAAGAGCCUCCUUCCCUGAGGUUCUGCAUCACUCUUUCUUCCCUCAUGCUCUUGACUCAGAGGGUCACAUCCCUCUCUCUGGACAUUUGUGAGGGAAAAGUGGAAACAGCAACAGGAGACAUCAGGAGCAGGAGCUCUUUGUCUGAGCAUCUGUGUAAGGCUCUGCCCUAUUUCAGCUACUUCCUCUUUUUUCCUGCUCUGCUGGGAGGUCCUCUGUGCUCCUUCCAGAGAUUUCAGGCUCACAUUCAAGCAUCCAGCUCUUUGUGUGGCUACACUUUCUGGGCUCUGACCCACAGGGUCCUGAAGAUUCUUGGAUUAGAGUGCCUAAAGGUGGCCCUGAGAGGCGUGGUGAGUGCAGGAGCAGGACUGACUGACUGCCAGCAGUUCGAAUGUAUUUAUGUCCUGUGGUCCACGGCCGGGCUCUUCAAACUCACCUACUACUCCCAGUGGAUCCUGGAUGAUUGGCUCCUCCAUGCAGCUGGCUUUGGGCCUGCGUUUGACCGAAGCACUGGUGACGAGGGAUAUAUCCCUGAUGCAGACAUCUGGACACUGGAAACUUCCCACAGGCUAUCCCUGUUCACAAGAAAGUGGAACCAGAGCACAGCCCGGUGGCUGCGCCGGCUGGUGUUCCAGCAAAGCAGGGUCUGGCCGCUGUUGCAGACCUUUGCCUUCUCGGCCUGGUGGCAUGGGCUCCACCCAGGACAAGUGUUUGGCUUCCUGUGCUGGGCUGUGAUGGUAGAAGCUGACUAUCUGAUUCAUGCCUUUGCCAACUCGUCUAUCAGAUCCUGGCCUCUGAAGCUGCUCUACAGAACUCUCACCUGGGCCCACACCCAGCUGAUUGUUGCCUACAUAAUGCUGGCUGUGGAAGGCAGGAGCCUCUCUUCCCUUUGGUCCCUGUGUAAUUCCUAUAAUAGUGCCUUUCCCAUGGUAUACUGUAUUUUACUUUUUUUAUUACUGAAGAGAAAGCACAAAGUUAACUGACAUCUUUCCUUGUCUUUCACCUUAUCCACUCAUGAAACAGUUUAGGAAUUGAGAGAUAAUGCACAAUGCUAUGUAUGUUUCAACUUUUCCAUAAUAAAAUGUUUUGCAUAUUAGAUGGAUAUACCCAAUGACUUAUCAUAAAAAGCUAACUGUAAGAAGGUACUCUGCUGCUACUGAGGAUACAAAACAAAAACACAAGAUUUCUCCCCUUCAAGUUUAUUUUUCUAGGUGUGGAAGCAAAGUUUAAGUGAAGUAAUAUAUAAAAACACAAGGGGGCUGGGAACAUACUUGAGCACUUGCCCAGCAUGAACAAGGUCCUGGGUUCCAUCCCCAGCACUGCAAAACCAAACAGAAAACAACACAAGGUACUGAACACCACAUGGGAAAUGGUGUGUGUGUGUGUAUGUAUGUGUGUGUGUGUAUAUAUAUA
Chinchilla lanigera (long-tailed chinchilla) is the source of this 1832-nucleotide messenger RNA. It is a transcript of the gene Mboat4, whose product is annotated as membrane bound O-acyltransferase domain containing 4. Gene Ontology annotation, molecular function: serine O-acyltransferase activity. Gene Ontology annotation, cellular component: endoplasmic reticulum membrane. The record is from RefSeq and is a predicted model, not a curated record. The transcript is spliced from 3 exons. Gene Ontology annotation, biological process: peptidyl-serine octanoylation; lipid modification. Bases 98 to 1402 code for a protein of 434 amino acids. Lineage: Eukaryota; Metazoa; Chordata; Mammalia; Rodentia; Chinchillidae.